Molecule: messenger RNA, 303 nt
Organism: Acaulospora morrowiae
Lineage: Eukaryota; Fungi; Glomeromycota; Glomeromycetes; Diversisporales; Acaulosporaceae
Source: the annotation of a GenBank genome assembly
AUGUCGAACCAAGUCAGUUUUGCAGUCGCCCACAGGCGUUAUGUUGCUUCUUUAUACAAGCGUGCUUUAAAAACUUCUCUUAACUGGUAUAUAUUUCGUGAAUUAUGGCGACCGAAAGCUUUAGAAAUUCGUUCCCGCUUCGAAGCAAACAAAAAUGUUAAAAGCUUCAAACACUUAAAGUCCAUUUUAGAAGAAACUGAAGCAGAGCUCUUUAGAUUCCGCCAUCCCGAUCCAUAUAAAUAUCCUACUGCCCCGGAUGGUACAAAAUGGGAGAGAAACUAUCCUCCGCCAUUAUUUAAAUCA